Messenger RNA from Dioscorea cayenensis subsp. rotundata (Guinea yam), 3269 nucleotides. RefSeq names its product pentatricopeptide repeat-containing protein At1g02060, chloroplastic. The record is from RefSeq and is a predicted model, not a curated record. Bases 100 to 2175 code for a protein of 691 amino acids. The transcript is spliced from 3 exons. Gene Ontology annotation, molecular function: protein binding. Lineage: Eukaryota; Viridiplantae; Streptophyta; Magnoliopsida; Dioscoreales; Dioscoreaceae.
CAUCAAUAAAAAUAAAUAAUAAACUACUAAGGGUUUAUUUGCAAAAAAAAGAAAAACUAUAUAUACUGAGAGCCCUUUGGGAGCUCCCCGCCGGUGUUCAUGGCUUCUCUCCAACCUCUCCGACCACCGCUCGCCGCAGUCCAUGGCCAAACCCUCUCUUCCAUCUUCCAACGAGAUCAAGAGAAAUCCCUCGCCCGCUCCAUCGCCAAGCUCAUCAAUGGCCACUCCUCCUUCCCCUCCGACCUCCUCCUCUCCACACUCUCCCUUCACCCUCCCUCCCUCUCCCUCCACUCUCUCCUCCGCUCCCUCGACCUCCUCCGCCUUCCUUCCUCCGCUCUCCACCUCUUCCACUUCGCCCACCUCCACCUGCCUCCCCACCCUCGCCUCCCCUCCAAGACCCUCUCCGUCCUCUGCCGCUCUCGCGACCUCUCCGCCGCCCGCUCCUUCCUCCUCUCCCUCCCGUCAGUCGAAGAUCGCCUCUUCAACACCCUCAUCCGCGCAUACGCCCGUAACGGCGACAUCCGCGCCGCCGUCUCCCUCUUCCGCGACAUGCCCUCCCCCUCCGUCUUCUCCUUUAACUCUCUCCUCUCCGCCCUCCUCCGGCGCGGCCGCACCAACGCUGCCACUAAGCUUUUCGCCGAGAUGCCCCGUAACAAUGUCGCCCCUGAUCUCUGCACCUUCAACACCCUCAUUCGUGGCUUCUGCCUCAACGCCAUGGUUGAUGAAGCUUUCCGGUUCUUCCAGGAGAUGAUGAGGCGCGGAUGCCAACCGGAUGUUGUCACUUACAAUACUCUUCUAGACGGACUUUGUCGUGCAGGCAAGGUUGAGGUUGCACGCAACUUGUUCGAGGGAAUGCGCAAGAGAAAAAGUCGUGAUUUUUCGCCCAAUGUGGUGUCGUACACUACCUUGAUUCGUGGGUUUUGUGCGAAGCUACGGGUGGAGGAGGCGCUGGAGUUGUUUGAGGAGAUGUUUGGUGUUGGAUUGAAGCCAAAUAAGAUUACUUAUAAUACUCUCAUUCAAGGUCUUUGUGAGUCUCGGAAGAUGGAGAUGGUGAAGAGCGUCUUGGAACGCGAAAGGAGUGGUGGUAGUGAUGGAGGCUUCAAGCCAGAUGUUUGCACUUUCAAUACUAUAAUAGCUGCUCAUUGUAAUAUGGGUCAUGUUGAGGAUGCGUUGAAGGUGUAUGAUGGAAUGCUGCAGCUAAAGGUGAAGCCUGAUUCUGCUUCCUAUACUACUUUGAUGCGUAGCCUUUGCCAAAUUGGUGAAUUUAGUAGAGCUGAGGAGCUUUUCAAUGAGAUAAUGGAUAAGGAGGUGUUGGUGAAGAAAGGGACUUGUGUUCCUUUGAUGGCAGCUUAUAACCCGAUAUUUGAGUAUUUGUGUAAGAACGGGAAGGCGGAGAAGGCGGGGAUAGUGUUUAGGCAGCUUCUGGAAAGGAGGGCAACUGUGGAUAUUACUGCUUUCAAGACUUUGAUUCUGGGUCAUUGCAAGGAAGGUGAAUUCCGGAAAGGAUACGAGUUGGUGAUAGUUAUGGUGAGGAGAGACCUUGUGCCAGAUGUUGAGGUAUAUGAAGUAUUGAUCGAAGGUUUCUUAGAUAAAGGGAAGGUGCCUUAUGCUUGGAAGGCGCUGCAAAGGAUGAUGGGCAGUGGGCAUCGGCCGAGCACCAUGAUCUUUCAUUCAGUGCUUGCUGGCCUUUUGAAAAAGGAUGUUUUUGUUAAAGAAGCGGCUGACUUGGUUUUGGAGAUGUUCGAACGGAAGGUCCGGCAAAACAUUGAUCUCUCAACAGAUGUCAUUGUCGCUUUGUUUGGAAGUGGUUUGGUUGACAGGGCGUUCGAGGUUCUUGGACUGAUUUAUAGUAAGGAAUACUAUGUGAGAAUGGAGAAGAUCGUUGCAUUUCUGUGUGAGAGCAAAAGGUUCGUGGAAGCAGGGAAGCUUUUGCUGUUUUGUUUAGAAAAGCAUCAUAGAAUUGAUAGUGGUAUUUAUGGUGUGGUUAUAAGUGGGCUUUGCACAAAUGGGAGAUUCUCAGAUGCAUUUGUGCUAUUUUAUGAAAUGACAGAGAGUGGACUUGGACUGAUUAAUUCUAGCUGCUUAAAUGAUUUAAGACUUGCUCUUGAGACAACAGGAAGAUCAAAAGAAGCUGCAUUUGUCUCUAAAAAAAUUAACGGUGCGAGUUCUCAGUGAUGCAUACAUUGAUUCUUGACCUUCUCUUUUUUAAUGAAGGAUGGGAGCUUCAGCAAGAUUUUGGUGAGGACAUCAUAAUGGAUUAUAAUCCCCCUUCAUAGUUUCAGAGGGUUGAUGAAAGAAGAGUUAUAGGUGGCGUGAAUUUCUAAAUAGUGAUGUCCUUUCCUUCAAGCAGUGAAAAUCAUCCUUAGAAUGAUACCAGAGAUGAGAAAAAGAUAUCAACUCUUCAGUAUAGGUGUAGACCUUUAUGGUUCAUUGGCUGAUAACUAGUCUGAAGGGAGCUUCCUUUAUGACUGAGAUAAGUAAGCUCCAACUUAUUUUCCACCUUAUUUACCGAAAUCCAAGUUGCACUCUUACUAUUGCAGCUCAUAUAAUCCCAAACCAACACAUAAAAGGUAGAUGGACCUUCUCUUUCUUGAUUUUUUUCAUCUUAUUUGCCAAAAUCCAAGUUGGCCUCUUACUAUCGUCACUGAAUUCAUCGUCUGUAAUGCAUUUGUUGUCAGCUUUGAUUUCCCAUGAUACGGAAUGCCUGCAGCAUCGGGAGAUCGUCUUUAUUUUGAAUUCAGACGAACAUGUUUAUCAUAUUCCAUGGGUGUUUAACUUUGAUUAGUUCAUUCACAGAAGUUUCUGAAAGUUAACAACUGGCUUGCAUCAAAGAGACCGGCAAAUAGAGAUUGCAUCCAACAUUUUCCACAUCAACUGAAGCAUCAUGCUUAAUUCAUGUCCCUGAUACAGAGAGACAAUUGAUAAUGACACUUUCAAUCAAUUAGUGAAACGAAUGUUUAUAAAUCAUCAGAAUGAGUUCAAUGAAUCUGAAAUCAUGAAAUGAUGCUUGCUUUCAGAUUGAUCUCUAAGAGGUCGAUGUUAAACUUCUUGAAGUCGAGGAAAAGCCGAAGAGCAGACGGCGAGCGGUUCUCAUCGGAAAAAUUAUUAAUGUGUCCAUAAAAGGGUUGUCAUUUUUUAUUAUGUUAUGUAUUGAGAACCAUAGCAUGGUAUCAUGAUUGUUAACGUAGCUGCGCCAUUUGUGUUAGCUGCUGCUUUGAAUGAAAUUGGUUUUGGCCAGAUUAUCUCAAGUGAGGGGGCAAUAACUCAUA